UGAUAUUUUUAUUCGUAUUACUUUAUUUUCCUCCACCAAACGCGUUCGAAACAUGUCCACCGCAGCAGGCAAGAAGUGGGUGAGCAAGCGUGUGAUGGAGCAGCAGCACCGGGACUCCGCAGACCCGAAUUUGGCCCCCAACGCCCCCAGCCCCACCUCCGGCGUCCCCGCCAUCGGGUCUAAAAUCCUAGAAGACAGCACCAUCUCGGCGAUCAGAAUUAAAGAAACCCAGCAGAGCGGCAGCCCCGACCCCGAGGUGGAGGUCCCGCCCUCGACGGUCUUUGAGCGCCAAGAGGCUACGGAUGCGCUGAGCAACUUCUCCCACAACGCCGCGUCCUCGGGGGCGGAGAUCCAGGCUUAUAAACUUCGACGGGACCCCACUUUUAAACCUUUGCAGAAUAGUGAAGAAUUCCACGCCAGGUUGAUGAAAGAUCUAGAGUUGGCUUCUACCAAGUGAUAUCAUUAAAAAUAUAUAUCAAUAUAUAUAAUAUUUGUGUGCUUUAGAAUUAUUAGGAAAGUAAGGUAAUUUUGAGUCGAGUUUCAAUAACAUGAAAUUUGAGUUUAAUUUUUUUUAGAACGGAAUAUGCU
This is a messenger RNA of Phytomonas sp. Hart1, 588 nucleotides long. The record is from the annotation of a GenBank genome assembly. NCBI's taxonomy places the organism in Eukaryota, Euglenozoa, Kinetoplastea, Trypanosomatida, Trypanosomatidae.